Molecule: messenger RNA, 210 nt
Organism: Dovyalis caffra
Lineage: Eukaryota; Viridiplantae; Streptophyta; Magnoliopsida; Malpighiales; Salicaceae
Source: the annotation of a GenBank genome assembly
AUGAAGAUUGUGGCUUUGUGGUUUAGUGACGAAAGAGACAAGCGAGGGGGCGAAGUCCUCCCUUUGCGUAAUGGUUUGGUUGAACUAAAAAGCGAUCUUAAACUCCUAUGUUUCCCUGCUGAUGAUGCUUUGGGCUUGCCCAAAAACUAUACAGCUUUGCCUAGAUUCUGGCUCUCUCUAGAUUCUCCCACGUCUCAUGUCCCUCCGUGA